Messenger RNA from Syngnathoides biaculeatus (alligator pipefish), 662 nucleotides. RefSeq names its product dynein, light chain, LC8-type 1 (gene dynll1). The record is from RefSeq and is a predicted model, not a curated record. Gene Ontology annotation, molecular function: dynein light intermediate chain binding; dynein intermediate chain binding. The transcript has 3 exons. Lineage: Eukaryota; Metazoa; Chordata; Actinopteri; Syngnathiformes; Syngnathidae. Gene Ontology annotation, biological process: microtubule-based process; cilium assembly. Gene Ontology annotation, cellular component: cytoplasmic dynein complex. The coding region runs from base 169 to 438 and encodes 89 amino acids.
CGCCCGCUGUGCGGACAUCGGCCAAUAAGCACGGAGCAGACCCAGGGCCCCAGCGCAACACGCCCACGUCACACUCGCGUGCGCCACUUCGCACGAGUUGGGCUUUCUGAAGGCUUCGCGGUGUCCACCGAACCCAACGCCGGACAACAAACGAGCAGGGCGACGACCAUGUCUGACAGGAAAGCGGUGAUCAAGAAUGCUGACAUGUCCGAGGACAUGCAGCAGGACGCCGUGGAGUGCGCCACGCAGGCGCUGGAGAAGUACAACAUCGAGAAAGACAUCGCUGCCUACAUCAAGAAGGAGUUCGACAAGAAGUACAACCCGACUUGGCACUGCAUCGUGGGGAGGAACUUUGGCAGCUACGUGACCCACGAGACCAAACAUUUCAUCUACUUCUACUUGGGCCAGGUGGCCAUCCUGCUCUUUAAGUCGGGCUGAGAACAACACACACCGAUUUAAAAACUAACAACACAUUUAUUGACUCGACAAAGGCACUCAUUCCAAGUGGGGGGGGGGGGGGGAAGAAAUGCCUUUUUUUGUGCUUUCUACUUUUUUUGUUUUGAGGAUUAAAACGUGGCUAUCCGAACAAGUCAAAAACGUAUUUAUUUUUGCCUGUUAACAUUUACAUGUCUUUUAUAAAAUUAAAUGUUAAGGUUUCUGCA